ACAAAGAAGGAAAAGAGAGGUGAAAAUCCUCCUGAUCAUAUGCAUUCACUGUCGAGUGAGCUUCCAGAGGCUGGUGCCACCACUGGUUAGAAGAGUGUUCUGGGAUCUUUGUCUCCUCAGGUUUCUGAGCAUCAUGCCUUGUCUCAAGCAGCCUACGCACUUCCAGAGUCUGAUACUUCUACAAUGGCCCUUGAGCUACCUUGCCAUGUUUUGGAUCUUGCAGCCAUUGCUCAUUUACUUGCUGUUUACAUCCUUGUGGCCACUACCAGUGCUUUACUUUAUCUGGUUUUUCCUGGACUGGAAGACCCCAGAGCAAGGUGGAAGGCAUUCAGCCUGGGUAAGGAAUUGGUGUGCCUGGACCCACCUCAAGAACUAUUUUCCCAUUACGAUCCUGAAGACUAAAGACCUGUCACCGAAGCACAACUACCUCAUGGGGGUUCACCCCCAUGGCAUCUUGACCUUUGGAGCCUUCUGCAACUUCUGCACUGAAGCCACAGGCUUCUCAAAGAUCUUCCCAGGCAUCACUCCCCACUUGGCCACACUGUCCUGGUUUUUCAAGAUCCCCCUUGUUAGGGAGUACCUCAUGGCCAAAGGUGUGUGCUCUGUGAGCCAGCCAGCUAUCGACUACCUGCUAAGCCACGGCACUGGCAACCUCGUGGGCAUCGUAGUGGGAGGAGUGGGAGAGGCCCUGCAAAGUGUGCCCAACACUACCACCCUCAUCCUCCAGAAGCGCAAAGGGUUUGUGCGCACAGCCCUCCAGCAUGGGGCACAUCUGGUUCCCACCUUCACUUUUGGAGAAACUGAGGUAUAUGAACAGGUGUUAUUCCAUAAGGACAGCUGGAUGUACAAGUUCCAGAGCUGCUUCCGCAGUAUCUUUGGUUUCUAUUUUUGUAUCUUCUAUGGAAGAGGCUUCUGCCAAGGCUCCAAUGGGCUCCUGCCAUACUCACUGCCUAUCAUCACUGUAGUUGGGGAGCCUCUGCCACUGCCCAAAAUUGAAAAACCAAGCCGGGAAGAGGUGGACAAAUAUCAUGCACUCUAUAUGGAUGCCCUGUGCAAACUGUUUGACCAGCAUAAGACCCAGUAUGGCUGCUCAGCGACCCAAAAGCUGCUUUUCGUGUGACCGAAUAAGCUUGCAUGCCCAAGAGCAUGUGCUUUGGAGAGGAGACUCAUUUGCUGCUAACCAAAGGGGAGAGAAAAGGAGAUAAAAGAAGGCUGUGUAUGGUAGGGGAGAACAUUAGGAAUUCCUUCCUUGCCACAAAGCCCUUGUAGUUGCUGUCCUGAGGAGCUUUACUCAGUCAUUCUGCAAAAGGGGGCAUCCUGAGGCCCCUCUGGCCCAACCAUGGGCAUGCUAGGGACAGACAUGUUUCCUGCCUCCCCCCCUACUGGCUUUCUUCCCUAAGCCCAACCCCCUGGGUCCUGAAGGACUCAAAUGAUAACCAGUUUGAGUAGCUACCACUCAGGUUGUUCUUGUUUUAUCAUAAUGUAUUUUCAAUUGGGAUAUUUUGCAUACUAUAAGUUUAACUUGUUUAAAGUGUAAAAUUCAGUGAUAUUUAAUACAUUCACAGAGCUGUGCAACCACUAAUUUUCGAACAUUGUUCAGCACCACAAAUAAGAAAGUCAGUACACAUUAGCAGUCACUCCCCAUUCCUUCAUCUCUCCCAGCCACUAGGAAACAUUAGUCUACUUUUCGUCUCUAUGGAUUUGCCAUUUCUGGACAUUUCAUAUAAAUGGAGUAAUGGACUAUGUGGUUUUUUAGGACUGGCUUCUUCCUCUUAGCAUAAUGUUUUCAAGGCUUAUCCAGGUUGUAGCAUGUAUCAGUACUUCAUUCUUUUUGUGGCUGAAUAAUAUUCCAUUGCACAUAUACACAACAGUUUUUAUCCAUUCACCAGUUGAUGGACUUUUGGAUUGUUUCCACUUUUUGCCUACUAUGCCUACACUGCUAGAAACAUUCAUAUACAGAUUUUUGUGUGGCAAUCUUCUGUCUACAAAUAUGAAGGCUUCCUUUAUCUCCACACCACUAAGCUAACAAGUGUGCCUUUCAGAUAAAUCAAAGGGAACUUAUUCAGGAUUACUUUUCAGUUGGCAGAGGCAUUUCACAGAGGUCACUUUGUCCUCAUGAUGGUCCUCUAACACCAUAAUCCCAAGGCAUUUGCUACCAUACAAGAGUCUACCAUGGGAAAUCCGCUUCAUAACUAUAUUUUAAAGUCUUACUAAGUUCUGCUUAAAAGUUUUUCCUAAAGUUGAGAAUUUUAAAAGAGUAAAUAAAAACACAGAUGUCUCUUCCUUCAUAAGGCAACCAACAAAAGACACUCUUAAAAACACAGCAAAGGGACGCCUGGGUGGCUCAGUGGUUGAGUGUCUGCCCUCAGCUCAGGGUGUGAUCCUGGGGUCCUGGGAUCAAGUCCUACAUUGGGCUCCCGCAGGGAGCCUACUUCUCCCUCUGUCUAUAUCUCUGCUUCUCUCUGUGUGUCUCUCAUGAAUAAAUAAAAUUUUUUAAAAAACACAGCAAAGGUAUACACCUGAAACUAACAUAAUAUUAUGUGUCAACUAUACAAAAAAAAAGUAGUGAAGGAACAAAAGUUAAAAGAUCAUUUAAAAAUUCAUUCAACUCAAUAGCAAAAAAAAAAUCUGAUUUUAAAGUGAGCAGCAGACUUAAAUAGACAUUUUUCUAAAGACAUCCAAAUAGCCAACAGAUACAUAAAAAAGAUGCUUAGGGAUCCCUGGGUGGCGCAGCAGUUUGGCGCCUGCCUUUGGCCCAGGGCGCGAUCCUGGAGACCCGGGAUCGAAUCCCACGUCAGGCUCCCGGUGCAUGGAGCCUGCUUCUCCCUCUGCCUGUGUCUCUGCCUCUCUCUCUCUCUCUGUAUGACUAUCGUAAAUAAAUAAAAAAAAAUUUAAAAACAAAAAUAAAAAAAUAAAAAAGAUGCUUAACAUCACUAAUCAUUAGGGAAGUGCAAAUCAAAACCACAAUGAGAUAUUACCUCAUACCUGUUAGGAUGACUACUAUCAAAAAGACAAAAUAUAAGUGUUGGCAAGGAUGUAGAGAAAAGCAAGUCCUCAUGCACUAAUGGUGGAAAUGUAAAUUGGUGCAGCCAGUAUGAAAAACAGUAUGGAGGUUCCUCAAAAAAUUAAAAAUAGAACUACCAUAUGAUCCAGCAAUCCCACACCUGGGCACUUCCAUAGGAAGUGAAAUUAUUAUCUCAAAGGGAUAUCUGCACCCCGUAUUCUUUGCAACAUUACUCACAAGAGCCAAGACAUGGAAAUAGCCUAAGUGUUCAUUGACAGAUGAAUGAAUAAAUAAGAUGUGGAAUAUAAUGGAAUAUUAUUCACCAUUAAAAAGAAGGAAAUCCUGCCAUUUGCAACAUGGAUGGACCUUGAAAGCAUCAUGCCAAGUGAAAUAAGUCAGACAGAGAAAAACAAAAACUGUAAGAUCUCACUUAUAUGUGAAAUCUAAAAGAAAAAAAGCCAAUCUCAUAAAAACAGUGUAUAGAAUGGUGAUUGCCAGGGGCUAGGGAAUAAGGGAAGUGGGGAGAUGUUGGCCAUUGCUGAUGAGUACAAGUUUCCAAUUAGAGAUGAAUGAUUUCUGGGGAUCUAAUGUACAGGAUGAUGAUUUAAAUUAACAAUAAUAUACACUCGAAAAUUGCUAAGAAAGUAGAUAUUAAAUGUUAUUACAAAAAUUGUAAUUAUGUGAAGUGAUGGAUAUGUUAACUAACCUUAUUGUAAUCACUUUGCAAUAUAUAUGUAUAUCAAAUCAUCAUGUUGUACACCUUAAACUUACACAAUGUUAUACAUUGUAUCUCAAUAAAGGGGAAAAUUAGAUUA
Messenger RNA from Nyctereutes procyonoides (raccoon dog), 3819 nucleotides. It is a transcript of the gene AWAT1, whose product is annotated as acyl-CoA wax alcohol acyltransferase 1. The record is from RefSeq and is a predicted model, not a curated record. NCBI's taxonomy places the organism in Eukaryota, Metazoa, Chordata, Mammalia, Carnivora, Canidae. The transcript has 7 exons. Gene Ontology annotation, molecular function: long-chain-alcohol O-fatty-acyltransferase activity. Gene Ontology annotation, biological process: lipid metabolic process. Gene Ontology annotation, cellular component: endoplasmic reticulum membrane. The coding region runs from base 134 to 1120 and encodes 328 amino acids.